AUGAAGGCCUCGACUCUGCAGCUGGCCUUACCCAACGCUUCCCGGUUUCCAGAGCCCAGCCCUAGGGCCAGCCGGCUGCUACUCCGAGCGAUUGAGCUUGAAUUCCUCCCCGUCUGCCGCCUUUCCCCACGCUGUGCCUUCUCUUCUGGACUUUACCCCACCACGCCCUUGUCCUUUCCGUCCCAGGACCCCAACGCAGACACCGAGUGGAAUGACAUCUUACGCAAAAAGGGCAUCCUGCCCCCGAAGGAAAGCCUGAAGGAACUGGAGAGGGAGGAGACAGAAAAGGAGGCGCAGCAGCUCCUCCAGCAGUCAGUGGUGAAAACAUAUGAAGCCAUGACGUUGGAGGAGCUGGAAGAGAACGAGGAUGAGUUCAGCGAGGAGGAUGAGCGUGCUAUCGAGCUGUACCGGCAGCAAAGGCUGGCUGAGUGGAAAGCAACUCAGCUGAAGAACAAAUUCGGAGAAGUUUUAGAGAUCUCAGGGAAGGAUUAUGUUCAAGAAGUUACCAAAGCCGGCGAGGGCUUAUGGGUGAUCUUACACCUGUACAAACAAGGGAUUCCCCUCUGUUCCUUGAUAAACCAGCACUUGAGUGGACUCGCCAGGAAGUUUCCCGAUGUGAAGUUUGUCAAAGCCAUCUCCACCACCUGCAUACCCAAUUACCCCGACAGGAACCUGCCCACAGUAUUCGUGUAUGUAGACGGUGACAUCAAGGCACAGUUCAUUGGUCCUCUGGUGUUCGGUGGCAUGAACCUGACAAGAGAUGAGUUGGAGUGGAAACUGUCUGAGUCAGGAGCAAUCAAGACCGAUCUGGAGGAGAACCCCAAGAAGCCCAUCGAAGACAGGCUGCUGUCCUCAGUGCGAGGCUCGGUCCCCAUGAGAAUGGACAGCGAUUCUGAGGGUGACUGAGACAGCAGCCACUGUAACUCUUGGAACUGUCUUGAUAUGACAUAUUGUCUGGAUUUUUAAUAAGGAGGAAGCAAAGCUUUAUCACAUUUUGGUUUUUAACCUUUUAAUAAUUAUUUACAUUUUAUACAUUUCAGAAAUAAUUAUCGCCGAAAAUUU
This is a messenger RNA of Phodopus roborovskii (desert hamster), 1062 nucleotides long. RefSeq names its product phosducin like 3 (gene Pdcl3). Gene Ontology annotation, cellular component: cytoplasm. The transcript has 6 exons. The record is from RefSeq and is a predicted model, not a curated record. Bases 1 to 906 code for a protein of 301 amino acids. NCBI's taxonomy places the organism in Eukaryota, Metazoa, Chordata, Mammalia, Rodentia, Cricetidae. Gene Ontology annotation, biological process: protein folding; positive regulation of gene expression; angiogenesis.